UAUCCGGAACAGUGUUUGGUUUCUAUGUGCAGUGAAAAAAAUGUUGUCCACUUUCAUUUGAACUUGUGAAGAAAGUUACAGGUAAUGUGACAUGUCAGCUUGGGUCAGUCUCGUUAAUCAGAAUGAUCUGUCACUGCGAUUAUUAAUGACAAAUGUAAUUAAGCAAAAUUAAAGAUCUCGCGAAACGGAAUUCGUUUCCAAGUUGAUUUUGAUAAUGGAAGGUGAAAAUCAUAAUGACAAUGAAGUUACUUUAGAAAUAAAAGAUAAGGUGGAAGAUAUAAAUCAGUUUGAUUCUGUUUCUAAUGUCGUAUCACAACCAGAUAAAUCGAGAGACAAUGCAAAAUCUGUACUGAAAGACACUACUAAUCUGUCCCAUGUUAAGAAGCAUGACAUAGUUCCAAGUCUGGGAACACCAAUGAAACUUAAGAAAAUGAAGAAAGGUAUAUUUGUAUCGUAUUCCCCUGAUGCUGGAUUUUUGGAGCGAAAAUUUGUUGUAGAAACUAUCCGGCAGUUAAAAGAGAACAACUUGGCAGAAGACAUAUGGUUUGACAAGGAUGAAAAGAACACGGACAGUCCUUGUUGGUUUUCUAUGAGAAUGGAAGCUGUUGAAAAGUGUCGUGCAGCACUGAUAUUUUUAUCAGACAGCUAUUUUAUGUGUCCAGUUUCAGUAUAUGAAGGAAAAACAUUAUAUGAAAGGAAGAAAGCAUCACCAACGUCAGUUGAAAUAUUCCCUGUUUUGUUUUCUACAAUGGAGAAAACAGAGUUACCUCGUGAAUAUUCUAGUAUUUUAAAAAACCUUGUAGAUUUGACUCAACAGCAUACUAAACUUAGUUUAGCAGAGAAAGCAUCUGUUGUGAUUGGUGCAGUGAUGGAAAGUUUGGAGAAGUUCGCUACAAUCAACACGCCACCUACACCCAUUACUCCACCUGAAACUGAAUUUAGUGGAGAUUACAAAAAGAAGAAAAUUUGUCAGUGGAGCCCAAGUGACUUGCAAGAAUGGAUAUUCAAGUUAGGAGUUAAAGAAUUUUAUCAGCAAAGCCUAGCAGAAAACAUGGUUGAUGGAUUUUUGUUGAUGUCCCUGACAGACCAAGACAUGAUAAACCACCUUGGAAUCGACAGUCGUGUAGUACGUAAGAAAAUAAUGCAGCAGAUUCUACAGACGCUUGACAAAGAACAUCGAUCAGUAGACAACUGGCAUCUUAGAUCCAGAGCACAAAGAUCAAAACCAGAUGUCAUAUAUCUGAUUUAUGACCCAACAGAUGUCAGAUUAGCACAAAAUGUUAAAGCUGACUUAAAAAAGAAAAACUUGCAGGUUAUUCACCAUGACAGUUUAAAGCUUGGUAAAUCAAAAGAAGAGUUUCUACAAAUAAAUGGUCCACACAUGGCUACAGCAACCCAUGUGAUCGUUAUCCUGACAGAUGCUGCAACAUUGUCACCUUUUGUUUUCCAUGAAGUGCUGUUUGCUGAUUGGCUUGGCAAGAAAAUAGUCACCGCCAUGUUUAAAAAUGUUUGGCCUGGUCUUAGGCCAUCACUAAAAGCUAUAUUAGGUGAUUGUCCAGCCAUUGAUUUUGAAACCAAGAUGUACAAUGAGAGCCUAGAUGUACUUGAACACCAUAUUAAACCUUUAAGGAGAGUUCCUGGAGUUGUACUGGAGCAGUCAUAUCUCAAUAAGAUGUCAGAUGGACUCAAACCAUUAGAAAGUCUGGCUUUAGUUAAAAAUGGUGCAACCCCAGUAACAAAGGAAGAUGGCGACCCACAAGUGUUCAUAAGUUAUCAAUGGGACAUGCAAGGAAAGGUAGAGGACAUUAAAAACUUACUGGAACAAAAUGGCCUUCAGUGCUGGGCAGACAUCACCAUUAACCAUCCACCAAGGGGAACCAGUAGCAAAAGUUCACGAAGUAGUGUGACACAUCAACUGGAUUCUGGUCUUGACACAUUACAGAGUCAAAUCCAGAGAAAUAUGAAAGCUGCUUCAGUAGUUCUAACCUGUCUCACACCAAAAUACCUCCAAAGUGAUAACUGUAAGAAAGAUUUGACAUUAGCUGAAACAUUUCACAAACCAAUUGUACCUGUCUUACUCCGAUUCUCUCCCCUUGAAAGUGCUCCUGACCAAGUGCGAAAACUUUUGGCUCGCUAUAGUUACAUAGAUCUUAGUAAUGAUCGAUUAUACAAACAAAACAUUCCUAUUGUGCUGGAGAAAGUCAAAAAGUUAGUUACUCAUAGAGGUUACAGCUAGUACCAAAACUAAAAAUCAUCAUACAAAAGCUACAAAAUCAUGUGCCAUCAUGUAUAAAAAAGCUAAAUGUUGUUUGUAAACAUUUCACUAUUAUAAUUAAUCAUAUGAAGACAUGUGUUCUUUAGAUCUUUAUCAACUAUAUUAACUUGGCAUUGAAUUUCUGGACAUGAAACAUUGUACACUGAAAAGAUAUUACAUCAAGUUAGAUCUUUCUUUCAGUUGUAGAGUCUAAAUCAUAGGUGUUUCCCAAGUUGAGUCAUUUCAAUUGGCAGUUUUGAAUGUGUUGUGUAGUGUAUUAUGUUAACGCUGCCUUAUAAAUAUACAUUUAUUUUUGUAUGUUUUUUGGUCAAUACUUUAGAAUGUUUUUUGUAAGCAGUAUUUAUGAUUGGUUUUAACUUUCACCAAACUACUGAGUGUUUGAACCAUAUAAACUAUAGAUCUGUUUUAAAGUUGAUAACUCAGGUUAAUCAGAUUGCUUGAAAUUAUUCAUUUUUGUGUGUGAAUUAUUAUCAUUGUUGUCAUCCAUCAUAUCAAAACUUCUGCAAUGUGUUCAAUUGAGCUAAAUUAAGUAUUACUGCAAUUAGUUUUCAACAAUACAGUUAUCCUGUCCUCAGAGAAAUUUGUUAUCACUGUAUUAUGUUAAUGUGUGUUAAAACAAUGUAAGAGAGGAUAAAUAUAUAUAAUGCUAAUUUAAUGUUCUGAUGUUGUUUUAUAAUGAAUAAGAUACAAUAGAGUGGAUUGGUUACUCAAGAUUUUUCUGUUGUGGUAUGUUUUGUAAAUUAGGCUACAUUUUAUUGGUUAUUUCCCUUAUUUAGUCAUUUGCAGUGCAUUCUAUACAGUUUAUUGUUUUUGUCAGCAAAUCAAGAAAUAGAUAGGAAUGUUUGAUGUGUGAAUAUAAAUUUGUGCUGAUUUUUUGUUUUUGUUUUUACAUUGCAAUUGCCUGAUGUAGCUAAGAUAAAACAGUUUAUUAAAAUAAAUUUUGCAUUUGUCGAACUUUCUAAGGAUUUUAAUAUUUGUCAAUAUAAUCAAGCAAUCUUUUGAGAUUGGUAUGCCAUAUUUACAUUUAUGUCAGUUUGUGAUUGAUGACUUUCUAUAUGCAGCUGCUUUCUAAACUAAUGACAACACUUCGCCUUUUAGUAUAGAAUUUUGAUUCUGGUAAAUAUUUUUAUAAUAUUGAUUUAAAUAGUUGGUGUUUUGGGAGGAAGCUUGUAUAGAAUUACAAUUAUCAGAGCAUUGAACAAUUAAAAAAUGUCCCCUGCUUAUGUUUUGAUAAAAAUAUAAGAUAGAUAACUAAAUCUUUGCCUUGUUACUAAGUUGAUUGUGCUUAAAUGGUUUUUAAUGAAUCAAACAUUAUAUUUGCAUUCAUAAGUAUAUUUUUAUAAUUUAUAAAUCGGUUUCCAAGUCUGUGAUAGUCUUUUUUUUUACUGUGAUUUGUCCACAAGUUGUUUUGUAUUACCUCAAAGCUUUAUAUAUUUUUAUAUUGUGUUUAUAUGUCAUACAUGUUGUUUUAAAAGGGAUGGAGACAGUUCAAAUGAAUUAAGUUAUGAAUGAUAAAAAAAACUGUAUUUAUUUGGUAUUUUUUUUAUCAGUAUUUAUUUUUGAAGGAAAUUGGCAUAGUGUUUAACCCCAUUUAGAAUAUUGCUUAUGUAAAAAAAUUCCAAGGGUCCAUCAAUUUUUUAUGACAAAAUAAACCUGUGAAAAUAUUAAAGUAAGUAAAACAAUUGUCUGCCAUUUUGGGAUAGGAUAGGAGAAGAAGGUCAUACAUAAUUUUGCUAGAUUGACAUUUAGACUGAGGGUUGGAAGACUUCAUAAACAAACAAAAUGACAUAAACAGAGUGUUUAAUACAGUAUCCGUUAGCAAACAGAGAAAUAAAUUUGAACCAUUUUAAUGUUUCAAUGAUACAUAUACAAUAGAAUGGCAAUAUGUAAUCUACAAAUGCAAAAGGAAAAAUUCACACAUAACAACCCUUUUAAUAAUAAUAGAUGCAUGUUUACUAGAGUUUAUAAAAAAAUCUUGUUUUAAAGCAAUAAUUCCUGAGUAUAAACUAAUACUUCACAGAAACAUUAAUAAGAACACAUUUACACUAUAAGUAAUAACUUGAGUAUAACAACACUUUGAUAGACAUUUAGAUACAAAGACCAUAGAUAAUAGUACAAUUGUUAUUAGUCCAAGUUAAGUAGAAAGAUUUUUCAUAUAUAAAAUACAUAUGUUUUAAUAUGUCAUACAUCAGAUUUAUCCAUUUUCUGACAUUAUUUUUGCUAUAGUAUCAUUAAGAGCUUGAAAUAUAAAUAUGGGUUCAUCAUAAUUUGUUGCUGAAUAUCAGUACCUCCUAUCUAGUCUUGCAAGACAAAGUAUUCCACUCUAUUUAAAGCAUUUCAUAUUCAAUGAAUUUAUCUUUCUUAAUUUUAAAGCUAUGUCAAUUGAAAUGACUUCAAAUGGUUCUAAACUGAUUUUAAAGCUUUGUCAAUUGAAUUAACAUCAAAUGGUUCUAAACUGUACAUGUUAAAAACCUAUGUUAUGUUUCAUAUGAUAGAAUUACAUUAUAUGUUAAAAACGAAUUUACUCCAUGAUAUCAUAUCAUUUUGAAGUUAUUCUGAGAGUAUUCUAAAAUUGACGAAAAAUUGCCAAAAUAAAAUACCAUAGUGCCUCAAUAGGUAAAAAAAUCAAGUUGCCAAAAUGGUAAAAAGAAAAACUUUAAUUGGGUAAAUAGAAUGCUAGGUGAAUUUGAAAUUAUUUAUUGAUUGAAUCAUCUGAAACCUGUUGUUGAUUUUUUUUUAAAAUAAAUUUGAAUGAUGCAUACACAAAAUUUUUGUAGCUUGUCACCUUGUUAUUAAAUAUCAUUAAAACAGAUUUUUUUCUUAAAAAAAUUUCAAUAUACCAGUUCUUGUUUACCAGUUCCUUACCUAUCAGUAAAACAAUCUGUGCCACUUAUGAUGAUUUUAAAGCAUAAUGAAAAUAUGUAACAGUAGUUUGUCAAAACAGUUUGAACUUAUACAUAAUUUUUAUGAUUGCCUUGAAACUGUACAAUGGUAUGAUAUGUAACUUUAUACUAUAGUAUUAAAACCCCAGACCAAAACAAAAUUGUUGAAUGUAAACAAUGAAUAAAACCACUUAUUUAUUUUUUAGCAUUAUUUUUCUAUUGUUCUGAAAUAAUUGUUAUAUAUAUAAUUUUGUUUUCAUACUAAUUUUAAUUAUUAUUUAAUAUUGGAAUUAUUUUAGUCACAUUUUUCUCUCUUCAUUGAUCUCAAAUUAUGAAAAGCCUUAAAUUUACACACUGACUUGGAUAACAUUUUUUUAAUAUCUAUAACUUUGUCAAAUCUUCACAAAACUUCAAAUUACAAAAAGUCCAUAUUUUACUGAUAAAAUGGGUUUUUUUUUUGCAGUAGAUAUUGACUAUUACACAGACAGCAGCGAAUGCAGGCAAGCUAAGAGUCAUGAAACCCUUUUAGAAAUUGUUUGCAUAAAAAUUAUUGGUAUCGAUCUUCCUGAUUGAUAAAGGUAGAUUAUUUCCUUUAACAAAAUAAUUCCAAUUAUAAAUAAUACCUAUUUUUAUUAUCUGUUAUUUGUUAUAUGUUUUGAUCUCUUCUUACUGAUUGUGUUAUAAUUCUGUGGAGUUUCUGCUCCUGUCAAAGCUGCCAGUCAUGUCCAUCGUGUAAAUACAUGUAUAUAUUUAUACCAGAGUGUUAAGUGUGAAGGUUACAGGUGUGUACACAGUGUGGAACACAUAAUUUAUGUUUUCUUGGAAAAGGGGAGUUAUUUUGUUCAUAAUAUUCAGAGCAUACUUUUAUCAGUACUGAUAUACUAGAAAAAGAAAUUGCCUGCAUUUUCUGUGAUUUUUUAAGACAACUUAAGUCCAACACUGACAGAAAGUUGAAGAAAAAAUAUAAUGCUUAAAAAUCACCAAAACAAACUAUUGUGAAAGAAAUGAAACCUUUCCCAAAAAUCAGUUUCUCUUAGUCAGGCUUUUUAAAUUUUUUAAAGUUUACCCAUCCAAUUUUAUAGAUUGCCAUUAUUUUCUAUGGAGUUUCGUCGAUGGGACUUACACGUUUCAUCUAGAAGCUAAUUAAUGAUUGACUAAAUAAGCUGAAUAUACAGGUAUAAGUACUGAAUAAGAAUAACAAUUUUAAUAACAAAUAGAGCAUUUCUUUUGUUGUUAAUAGUUGUUUGUUUUCGACACACAAUGUAAGCAAUAGUUUUUUUCUAAUUUCGUUCAAAUUUUUCUUUUAAGAUUUCAUUGUAUUUUCCCCUGACAAAAUAUUCAGGAAUUAGUCACAGUGUUCAUGAUAACUACAGGUAUCUUGAAUGUUUGAUAUCAAAAUACAAAAUUGUAAUUUCAUAAAUAUUGUUAACAUAUUGACUCUAAACAGUAUUGGAAACUGCUUUCUAAGUUUGCCAUCUUGAGCAAAAAUUAUUCAGUCAUGAUGGUAUUAUAAUCAUAUACCCUAUACUAAACUGCAAUCAUAGAAUGAAUAAGACAAUUUUAGGAUGCACCUAAACACACAGAUUUGUAUAUUUUGACAGAAGUAAUUUGUAAUUUUUGCUUCAUUUACAGUUUUAAAUCACCUUAUUUUACUUCAAUGCAUACAUUAUCUGACAUUUGGUUUUAGAUCUUAAAAAUAUCUGGCAGGAAUUAUUUUCAUCCUAUUUUAAGAGUAUGUUGUGUUUUCUGCUGUAAUCCAUGCAAUACCAAUCUUUACAUUCUGUUAUAUUUACAAGAUGGAAUAUUUUUUGUUAUGGAACAAAAUAAAUGCAAAAAUAAUGAC
This is a messenger RNA of Mytilus trossulus (common blue mussel), 7000 nucleotides long. RefSeq lists its product as uncharacterized. NCBI's taxonomy places the organism in Eukaryota, Metazoa, Mollusca, Bivalvia, Mytilida, Mytilidae. Gene Ontology annotation, biological process: signal transduction. The coding region runs from base 215 to 2236 and encodes 673 amino acids. The transcript has 4 exons. The record is from RefSeq and is a predicted model, not a curated record. Gene Ontology annotation, molecular function: protein binding.